Molecule: messenger RNA, 4974 nt
Organism: Myxocyprinus asiaticus (Chinese sucker)
Lineage: Eukaryota; Metazoa; Chordata; Actinopteri; Cypriniformes; Catostomidae
Gene: rad50
Product: RAD50 homolog, double strand break repair protein
Exons: 26
Coding region: 130-4068 (1312 amino acids)
Biological process (GO): telomere maintenance via telomerase; double-strand break repair; telomere maintenance via recombination
Cellular component (GO): Mre11 complex; condensed nuclear chromosome; nucleus
Molecular function (GO): single-stranded telomeric DNA binding; double-stranded telomeric DNA binding; ATP hydrolysis activity
Source: RefSeq, a predicted model, not a curated record
CCCUUAGAUGCGGCCAUCGCGGGAAACACACGUCUGAAGUGCACGAGCAGUCAAGUGAAACCCGAACCGCUGUUUCCACGCGUAAUUCACUGCACUAUUUAGCUUGUCACGUCACAUCAGUGGUCCAAAAUGUCAAAGAUUGAGAAGAUGAGUAUCCUUGGAGUGAGAAGUUUUGGAGUUGAGGAUAAAGACAAACAAGUGAUAUCGUUCUUCAGUCCUCUGACAGUUCUGGUGGGACCUAAUGGAGCCGGAAAAACGACCAUCAUUGAGUGUCUCAAGUAUGUCACUUCAGGAGACUUUCCUCCAGGAAGUAAAGGAAACACAUUUGUCCACGAUCCCAAAGAUGCCCAUGAGACAGAUGUGCGAGCACAGAUCAGACUCCAGUUUAGGGAUGUCAAUGGUGAAGCCGUGGCUGUCCAGAGAUCAAUGCAAAGUACACAGAAGGGCAAGAAAAUUGAGUUCAAAACUCUUGAGGGCGUCAUAACCAGAAUCAAGCACGGUGAGAAAGUGAGCCUGAGCUCUAAAUGUGCUGAAAUAGACCGUGAAAUGAUCUCAUCACUGGGCGUUUCCAAAGCUGUUCUCAACCAUGUCAUCUUCUGCCACCAAGAGGAGUCCAAUUGGCCUCUGAGUGAAGGAAAAGCCCUUAAGCAGAAGUUUGAUGAGAUUUUCUCAGCCACAAGGUACAUAAAAGUGUUAGAGACCCUGCGUCAGUUGAGGCUAAAGCAGGCAAACACGGUGAAAACCUGCCAGAUGGAGCUCAAGUACCUAAAACAGAACAAAGAUAAGGCUCAGGAGAUCAGAGAGCUUCUGUCCACUAAAGAGGCUCAGUUAGCUUCCUCCAAAGAGAGUGUCCAGCGCAUUGAAAGCCAGAUUGACCCACUGGAGAAUCGUCUAAAUGACAUAGACGACAGCAUGAGGAAAGUGAUGAAGUUGGAUAAUGACAUCAGAGCUCUGGACAGCAGGAAGAAACAGAUGGAAGAUGAUAACCGAGAACUAGAAGAAAAGAUGGAGCAGGUGUUUCAGGGCUCAGAUGAUCAGCUGCAGGAAAUGUAUCAGAACCACCAGCAGACAGUGAAGGAGAAGGAGCGGAGGCUCACAGAGUGCCAGCGUGAGAUGGACCGGGCCGGAAGAGAGUGUCAGAGAACGAACCGAAUCAAAUCCGACCUGCUCGUUGAGCAAGGCCGUCUGCAGUUGGAGGCAGACAGACACACACAGAACAUUAAAAAGAGAGACACUCAGGUGAAGAAUUUGGCAUCUUUCCUGGAGUUGGAGGGCUGUGAUCGGACCCCUCUCAGUGAGAGACAGCUACAAAGCUUCCACAGACAAGUCAAAGAGAGACUGGACCAGGACACAGAUGCCCUCAACCAAACCAUGCAUGAUAUGCAAGAGAAGGAAGCGCAGAAGCAGCAAAGCAUCGAUGAUCUCCGCGAUAAGAAGACCGGUCUUGAGAGAACCAUUGAGCUUAAGAGGGACAUUCAGGCCAAGAAACAGCAGGAACUGAAGAACAUAAAGUCUGAUCUGCAAAGACUGGAGGGCUCGUCAGACAGACUGCAGGAGUUGGAGACUGAGCUUCAGAAAGCGGAGCGUGAGCUUGAUAAUGCCAUGCAGGCAUGUACAGUGGACAGUCUGAAGGCAGAGGUGAUUGAACUACAGAGGGAGAAAACAGAACUGGAUCAAGCCCAGCGUAAACUGGACCAGGAGAUGGCAGUGCUGAACACACACACCACAGCACGCACACAGAUGGACAUGCUCAAGAAGGACAAGAUGGAUAAAGAGGAGCAAGUGAGGAAGAUCAAGUCGAGACAUAAUGAAGAGCUGGUGGCAUUGUUAGGACACUUUCCUAACAAGCGAGAGCUUGAAGACUGGAUCUACACCAAAUCCAGAGAGAUUAAUUCUACCAGAGAGCGCCUCAGCAAACUCAAUAAGGAGCUUGCAUCUGGUGAACAGAAGAAGAGCCACUUCACAGCAGAGAUCAAACGUAAGGAAGAGCAGCUCGCCAGAUAUGAGGAGAGACUCUUUAACCUGUGCGGCAGUCAGGACUUUGAGGAUGAACUGGACAAACUGCAGGAUGAACUGGAUAAGAGCUCCAAACAGAAAGCCAUGUUGACGGGGGCCACAGCCGUGUACAGUCAGUUCAUUAGUCAGCUGACAGAAGAGGGCGAGCCCUGCUGUCCUGUAUGUCAGCGUGUGUUCCCGUCAGAAGCUGAGCUCCAGGACGUCAUUAAUGAUAUGCAGUCCAAAUUGAGGCUUGUCCCAGACAAACUGAAGAACACAGAGCAGGACCUUGAGAGAAAGGGACGCAGGCGUGAUGAAAUGAUUGCACUAAAACCCGUCAGACAGUCCAUCAUGGAGCUCCAGGAGAAAGAGCUGCCAGAGCUGAGGAAUAAACUCCAGAGUGUGAAUCGUGACAUUGAGAGACUGAAGGGAGUCAUUGAGGAGCAGGAGACAUUGCUGUCCACACUGAUGUCUGAGGAGGACACAGCCAAGGCCUGUCUGCAGGACAUCUCCCUCAUGGACCGCUAUCAGCUUGAUCUGAAGGACAUAGACCGAAAGAUCGCUCAGCAUGCUGCCAGACUGCAGGGAGUUGAUCUCAGCCGUACCAUGCAGCAGGUCAACCAGGAGAAACAAGAGACCCAACACCGCCUGGACACCACCUGCAGUAAGAUCGAGCUGAAGAGGAAGCUGAUCCAGGAUCAGCAGGAGCAGAUCCAGGCCUUGAGGAGUAGUGUGAAUGAGAUCCGUGGAGAGAAGCUCCAAAUCUCCAGCAACAUGCAGAAACGUCAGCAGCUGGAGGAGCAGUGUGUGGAGUUCUCCACUGAGAUCCAGACCCUCCACCGAGACAUCCGGGAAGCAAAAGAGCAGGUGUCUCCACUGGUUGCUACUCUAGAGAAACUCCAGCAGGACAGACAGGACCUGGCAGAGCGCAGGAGGCAGAAACAGGAGGAAGGGCAGGAAAAGAUAAAUGCCAUCAAGGAAAAGGUUAAAAACCUAACUCUCCUUGAAAGAGAGAUCUCAAAGUACAUUGAAGAGGGCAAAGACAGCUACAAAGAGCAAAAGGAAACUGAGCUACAGGAGGUGGAAAAACAGCUACAUGAGGCUGAAAAACAGCGAGAGAAGAUCAAUAAAGACAUGGGCAACAUCAGACAGGACAUAGACACUCAGAAGAUUCAAGAGCGCUGGCUCCAGGAUAAUCUGACUUUAAGGAAGCGUGUGGAGGAACUGAAGGAUGUGACCAGGAAACGGGAAGUCUUGCUAAAGGAAAUGGGCAACAUGCAAGUCCAAGAGCUGCGCAAUGAGCGUAGAGAAUUGGAGCGAAAGUUGGAGGACCUGAAAAAGAACCGCAGUGUAGCUGUUGGCCGGCAGAAAGGCUAUGAAGAUGAGAUCCUCCGUUUCCGAAAGGAGCUCAGUGAGGACCAGUACUGCCGGGCCGAAGAUCUCUACAGAGACAAGAUGAUUGUCAUGAGAACAACAGAGCUGGCCAAUAAGGACCUGGAUAUCUACUAUAAAGCUUUAGACCAAACAAUUAUGAAGUUUCAUAGCAUGAAGAUGGAGGAGAUAAAUAAAAUCAUCAGAGAUUUGUGGCGGAGCACAUACAGAGGACAAGACAUAGAGUAUGUGGAGAUCCGCUCUGAUGUGGAUGAGAACGCCUCUGCCGGUGUGAAAAGAAGGACAUACAACUAUAGAGUGGUAAUGGUGAAGGGAGACACGGCCUUGGACAUGCGAGGACGGUGCAGUGCUGGACAAAAGGUGCUUGCCUCCCUCAUAAUACGACUGGCUUUGGCUGAAACGUUCUGUCUGAACUGUGGAAUUCUGGCGCUGGAUGAGCCCACCACCAACCUAGACAGAGAGAACAUUGAGUCUUUGGCACACGCCCUGGUGGAGAUAAUCAAGAGUCGCUCUCGCCAGCGCAACUUCCAGCUGCUUGUAAUCACCCAUGACGAGGACUUUGUGGAGCUCCUGGGACGAUCCAACUAUGUGGAGCAUUUCUACCGGAUCCGGAAAAACCAGGACCAGUGCUCAGAGAUCAUAAAAUGCAACAUCUCCUCUCUCAACUCCUACCUGCACUGAAGCAUCAUUUCAUGCAAACAGCAGUCUUUGCCUUCGAGUUAGACCAGAGAAGGUUCAAUACAAGUUAAGAUCAGUCAACAGCAUUUGUGGUAUAACAUUGAUUACUACAAAAAUAAUUAUGACUCAACCAUCGUUUGCUUAAAAAAAACAAAAGUCGCAGUUACAGUAAUGCACUUACAAUGGAAGUGAAUGUGGCCAGUCUAUAAACGUAAAAAUAUACAAAAAAGUAUAGCCACAAGAAGUGAGCAUUAUAUGUGUUAACAUGAUUUUAGUGUGAUAAAAUCACUUAGUAACCUUAUCUGUGCAAAGUUAUAUCUUAUAUUACAUCUUUGUUGUCAUGACGACAUAACUCCUGUAAACCCUGCAAUCUGGUAAAAACCUUAACGCUGGUAAAUCCCUAAUUUGAUCACACUAAAGUCAUGUCAACAUGUAUUAUGUUUACUCAUGGUGGCUAUACUUUUGAGUGUACCGAGUGUAUUUUAAUGUUUAUGGACAGGCCCCAUUCACUUCCAUUGUAAGUGCCUCACUGUAACUGUUAUUUUUGACUUUCAUAAUUAAAUAAAGGGGCUACUUAAAAUUAUUGCAAUAUUAUUGAUAUUCAUUUAUACUAUUAAUCAAUAUUAUGCCACAAAUGCUGUCGACUGAGCUUAACUUGAAAAAAAUUCCUUUAAAGCUCCAUUUUUGUGCAGUUUUUGACCAUUGUAUACAAGUAGCGAACAUUUGCACAAAUAUGGUUUUUCAAACAAUUUACACUAAUUCGUUCUGCUUGCGUUCCAUGAAUGAGGCCUAAUGUGAGUAACUUGCUGCAAGCUCAUUUGUGUAUGUUGCCGUUCCUGCUGUACUGUUUGUACCCACUCUGUUGCAUUUUCUGAAAUGUUAUUAAAAAAAAACAACUUGUUCUUGCCA